UAAAGGCAAUCUGUAGAUUUGAACACAGCUGCUGCAACAAAUAGGUUCAAAAUUUUUUUAACUGGUUUCUUUUUAAACGUUUCCAAAGUAAAACUUUACCAAAAUACCAACAUGAAUUAUCUCAUACAGCGUGGCAAGGUGCGCCAGCAGGCCAUCAACGUGCCCGAGGGUCUGCCGGAGCUGCUCUCCGACAUAACACGCGAGGUGCUGCGCUGCCAGCCGACCAAGGAGUGCCUCUGCCAGUUCAUCAUUGACUAUUUGCACUCGGUGAUUGUCACGCGCGAGAAGGCCCUGGUGGCCAAAAGCAUAUUGGAUCGCGCUCUGCGCCAGGUGGACAGCAUUAUAUCCGAUUUAUGCGUGUGCGAUUUGUCCAAGGAGAAAUCGGAUGAGAUGGCCCAAGUGAUGGAGGAUUGUUUCCGCAAUUUCCUGGAGAAGCGUCGCUGUGAGAUGCGUCGCGGCAAGGAGACGAUCAAAUUUGCAGACAUUGACAUGCUCGAGGAGCUGAUCAGAAAAUGCCAUUUCUCCGAGCAAGAGCUGGACGCCUCAAAACCAGCCAUAGAGACCGCCUACAAGCGAUUCGUGGAUGCCUACAUGGCCGCGGGCAAAGACUCCCAGGGUACCGAGUUACUCUAUCAAUACUUCCGCGAUCGCGAACUGAAACGCAUCGAGGAGCUGAUGCGCGACCAGGCGGCCAUCACCAUACAGGCCGCCUUCCGGGGCUACCUGGUGCGCCGCAUGAUGGCGCAGCAUGUCUGCGUAUGCACCUGCAUGCUCGACGAGAAGGAUGACGAUGAGUACAUGCGCAUGGACAGGGCUGCUCGCAUUUUGCAGCGCUUCUUCCGUUCGGUUCUAUCGCGCCAGACCAUAAAGGCGAUUGAGGAUCCUUGCAAGGAAAAGGAAACUCCUUCCUCCAAGGAUGAAGGCUUACCGAUCGCUACUGAAGCCACAGCUGCUGAGACAGCUCCCGCCACAGCCGCUGGCACAGCCGCUGGCACAGCCGCUGGCACAGCUGCUCCUACAGCAGCUCCUACAGCAGCUCCUACAGCAGCUCCUACAGCAGCUCCUACAGCAGCUCCUUCCGAAGCUAAAUUGCAGCUUGCUGCAGAAGAGGCUCCCGCUGAGGAGGCUCCACCUGGGACGGCUGCAGAGGAAGCGCCCGCUCCAGCUGCCCCGGAGCCUGAGCCUGAACCAGAACCGGAAGCGCCCAAGGCCGAAGAACCUGCCGCGGAACCAGCUGCAGCUGAGGCAGCACCACCAGCUGAGGAAGCGGCCGCAUCACCGCCAGCUGAAGAGGCGCCACCACCAGCACCAGCUGAAGAACCAGCUGCAGAGGAAGCACCACCAGCCGAGGAAGCAGCUGAAUAGUCUUUGAGUACAGCUCAGCUUCUUUUUUUGUUUUGUUUGCAUGUUUUUUUAUUUAUUAACCCCAUGAUUCUUAAUGCUUCCCUUGGCCUUUAAGGAUUUCUGAUCUUUAACUUGUAAAUUAGUUCAAUGUGUAAUUGUAUGUAUUUAAAAUGUCUUGAGGAUAGCCGUCAGAAACAGCCAGAACAUUUAAUGGAGAAAUAGACGAACUGAUCUGGUUUUAUCUAA
Messenger RNA from Drosophila montana, 1590 nucleotides. It is a transcript of the gene Rsbp15, whose product is annotated as Radial spoke binding protein 15. The record is from RefSeq and is a predicted model, not a curated record. Bases 112 to 1365 code for a protein of 417 amino acids. Gene Ontology annotation, molecular function: protein binding. The transcript has 4 exons. NCBI's taxonomy places the organism in Eukaryota, Metazoa, Arthropoda, Insecta, Diptera, Drosophilidae.